UUGGGAGUAGGGGUCUGAGCCCAAGGUCCCCGGCCGUGAUGUAGAGUGGGCUGGUGGCGGUCCCUGGGGUGGGUUUGCCCGCGUGCCCAGAGGAGGCGGCCACGUCACCGGGCGGGCCGAGCUGCGGCGGGAUCAAGCCUGAAUUCCCGGGAACCGCCCGCCGAGGCCGAGGGGCGCCUGAACGCGGCCCCCUGGGCUGGGCGGCCAGAUGGGAUAGGAAAGCAGGAAUGAGCAAGGGCGAAAACAGGGAUGGACGGGACGUGCUGAUGGCGGUGAAGUACCAUUCGCUGCAGCUUCAGGAGCCGCGCAGGUCUGGUUUGGAGAUCAAGCCCGGUCGACCCGUUACGGAAAGAGGAAGGUAUAUAAAAUUUAAACCUUCUCUCACAAGUGUAUGGUAGAGCUAAAGAAGACAAACAAGCAAGGGUCAUCUGAAAUUGUAAUUGGCUCGCUAAUAAUCCCAGGACUAAGUUGGAAAGAAGUACUCAAGCAUAAGACGACUACAAAGAUGUUUGAUAUAAAGGCUUGGGCUGAGUAUGUUGUGGAAUGGGCUGCAACGGACCCAUAUGGUUUCCUUACAACAGUUAUCCUGGCCCUUACUCCAUUGUUUCUAGCAAGUGCAGUACUGUCCUGGAAAUUGGCCAAGAUGAUUGAGGCCAGGGAAAAGGAGCAAAAGAAGAAACAAAAACGUCAAGAAAAUAUUGCAAAAGCUAAACGACUAAAAAAGGAUUGAAGGAAUGAACGAACAGGCUAUAUAACUGGAGGAACAUCAUUUGGAAAAUUAUUCAGUGUUGAAAGGACCCACUAAGGUUUCUUUUCUGGUUUUUAUGUCAGUAAUUUGUUGUAAACAAAGUCGGAGCACCUGUAAGAAUCAUGUUAGUUGUGACCUCUACUGCAGCAACUUUUAGGUUUUGAUGUAGAAGUCUGUUGACAGUUAACUGUAAAUUGGCUUUUAUUAUGCUAUAAAUUCUUUAUAAUUGACUUAGUCAUUUGCCAUUUUGCAGAUUGUGUUCUGAAAUGAAAACAUCCUGUGGAGAAAAAUGACUGUACAUUAUGAACUCUAUUAUUCAAAUAAUGGCUUAGAAUGGGGUCCUGUUCUAGACAAAGGGAAUUGAGAAUGUAAAAAUCAUGAGAAUGUAAAAAUCAAAACUGUCCAAUGGUGAAAAGUGUGCUUUGGCUUAAAGAGGCAUAUAGUAUAUUAUUUACAUCUUCUAUUAUUAUUGCUUAUUUCUUGGAAUAGAAUGAUUUCUGGCUUUCUCAAAGCUACAUAUUAACCAAUGACUGCGUUCUGCAUUUUUCUCAUUUUAGUCUUUGAGAUAAUUAUCAGACAUUCUAUAUUUUUUACAAUCUCAUUUUAUAAAGAAUUCUCUUACUGGCUAUGUAGAAUACCACCUACCAGAUAGAACAGUUUUUGUACUUAUGAACCUGCCAUUUUCUUAGAGAUGUCUUGAGUAGAGUAACACUAUGAUUUAAAGCUUGCAGUAAAAAUGCCAAACCUUGUGGUACCUUGGAACCAGUUUAUUCUUUAUUGUGCUAUGUUGAAAUGUAAAGUAGUUAAAAUGUCUUAUCACAUAAUUUGCUCAUUACAUAGAUGCCACUUUUGUGUUUUUAUUCAUUUCUUCAUUUUAAUUUAUCUGGUAGUGAUGUUCUAUACUUUCUGAUCAAACAGGUUCAUGGUGAAAAUUAAAAUUUCAGACUUCUCUUAAGGAAUUCUUAAAAAGUAAUAGUUAAGUACUAUUUCAUAAGUGGUAAGGUUUAACAUUUGGAAAAAUUUUGUUCAUCAUACUAGUAAUUGGGUGAAAAAGACAAAUUAUGUCAAAAUAAGAAUGUGUUAAAAUUAGAAAUAAAGAGCUAAAGGAUAUUUCCUUCAGCUAAGUAGUAUAACUGGAAUUUUUUUACUGUUAAACAUGGCUUUUAUAAAUGCAUAGGCUAAUAAUUUUAUUCACUGUCAGCACAUAAUAGCUUAUUAACGUUUUCCUCACCUCUGAUAAUGAAUUUUAAAUUACAAAAAGUUGUCCACCAGCUUUAAUUUAAAAAUGAAACUAGAUACUGAAAUAAAUUUGAUACUUUUUUAUAAAGAGGUCCUGGGUUUUUUUGUUUUUAAAGGGGGGUUAAUAAUAAGGUAAUUAAAGUUAGAUGUGUUAUAGAAGUUAGACUUUUAAGAGGGUUUUGACUAUCAUUUCUAGCUAAAAGCCUACUUAGAAAAGUUAAGGGCAAUGUUUCUCAACUAUGAAAACAUAAGGACUGCUGAGAAUGCUUAUGGAUUGGUCUAAACACUAGUACUUUCACUUUAGGUUGUCAGUUUCUACUUGGUGCCAGUGGAAUGAACAUAUUGCAACUCCAGGCACUAAGGUAAUUCAGUGUUCUGUUCUGUUACUUAAGCAAGCUAGGAUAUCUAGUGAUCUUUUUAUUGUCACUGAACUUUUUAAUAGUUGAAAUUAUCAUUGGAAUUAAAACUUAAAAAUAUGCUUCUAUAGAUCUACUGGCCCUCCUGGGCCCGCAGAGCAGUUUUAAGAAAAAUGAGGUUAAGAUAUAUCUAAAAUGUGUUUGGGUUUCUAUAGUCAAGCUGUUCGUGAAAGGUAUUUAUAUACAUAAAUCUUGCUUAUGGCCACAUUUUAGAGUCAAAUAUUGAAACAAAAGGUAUAUUCACCAUAAUUCUCAGUUAUCUACUAAAAGCUGUGUUUUCAUUGGUUCUCUUGUUACAAUUUAAAGUUAGUUAUUUAACUGAAAUCUGUUUUUCUAUCAUUUCUUUUUAAAGUCUAACACAUGCCAGUUUUGUAUUUGACAUAUGCCAUUUGUUCCUUCAGCUUUAGCUUUUUCCAACAUUUAUGAAGCCUUUUUAUAUAUGCGAGAUCAAUAGGUUUUAUAAUAUGUAUGUCUGUGUACUUAUGUGUAUGUGGGGGGUUAAUGGGGGGAUGUAAAAUAGAGAGUAUUGUGAGAGUUGGGAUUCCUCAGAAAAAUCAAUCUUUUCUCACUGCAACAAAUAGUACUAUUGAUGAAAGAAUCUCAUUUACUAUUAGCUAUAAUACUUUUAAAAAUUGCCCUUUAUAUUGUUUCUGAAGUUUUGAGAAUAUAAUCAGUUACCUUUUUAUGGCUGGUUUUGGAAAAACAGGCUGUCUAAAACACAUUUUACCCAAAAAGAAAAAAAAAUUUGUGUGUCAGAAUUUGAUCCAUACUAUCCAUGUGAUAAACUUCAGCGUGGUAUUACUGUAUGAGAUAUACUUUUUAGUACAGCAUUUUUUACUUUUAUUUCUUGAAAUUAUAGUAAGCAAAGUAAGCUUACCAUGCUGUGAGCUGGAAAACCAAUGUUGAGAUAAAUUAAAAUUAGCAGGUCCUGACCCAUUCCUUCUCUCCUUGUACCUAAUGUAAAGGGGCAAGGGGCACUUACACCUUAUCUGGUAUUAUGUGAGAGGAAGUCUGAUUCCUAUUCAUGAUUGUUUUUAUGUUUGCAAUUGGUUAUAGCAUCACUCUGAUUUACUUCAUAUUUGGAAUAUAUACAUGUAUAUAUACAUGUAACCUCUGGUAACCCUCAGACAUAUUAAAACAGAUUCCAUGUUCAAAUACCACAAGUUUGGAAAAUAUAAAAUAGAACUUAGGAUUUAUUCCUAAGAGAUUUCUUGAAGUCUUUUAACGUAAUUUGACUAUCAUAGACUCUCCUCACUUCUGUUUUUUUCCCCACACAAACACAGUUUGAGAAAGCCUGUUCUAUAUAAAUUCAGGUUACAUUUUAUUUUAUUUGUUUGUGUUUUAUUUUUUGUUUGGUGAGAUCAGGUUACAUUUUAAAUAGUAAAGUUAAAGAUAGCAUUAAAAAGAUAACAUUAAAAAAUAUAAUGGUUUUGGUUCAAGGCUGAUUAAGAAAUGAAGUAAGUGACAGCCAGAAAUCAGUUCGUCAAAGUAGAAAUGGAAAAGAGUAACAUAAUAAUGGGAAAAUUUUUUUCCUCCAUUUUUGUUGAUUUUCAACUUCACAUAUCCAAGCCAUAGCUAAUAGGCUAGAUUUGUAUGAUUAAACCCAUCAGCCAACAAAUUUUCUGUACUUCAGUCAGAAAUCUGCUACGUGCACAUAGAGCACAGGCAUGGGAAAUCAAGAACAAUUUACCUCUGAGAAAGUACGUAAGGUAUAUACAACACUUUCAUUACUUUGAAAUGAACAUUUUUGCUUUUGGAAUUAAAAAAAUUUUGCAUAGGUCUUAAGUCUUGAAGAAAUAAAGAUAUUUUCACUUAUUUUAAGACAUUUUCAUAAAAAAACUUGUAAAUGUCCAAAAUAUAAUUAUUUAAAAUAUGAUAUAUGGUGGACAAACUAAUACUUUAUUUAAUGCUUUAAUUGUACUUUGCAUGUGUCUGGCAUAAAAGCCAAAUAUAAAAAAGUUUGCUUAGAAAGGUAAUUUAGGCCAAAGUUAUAGUUCAAAUUUUAGGUAGGACAUUUAACUCUGUUUUGAUACCAUCUAACAGCGCCACUAAAAAAUGUCAGUCUUGAGAAAAGGAGUGCGGAUGGAUUACUAUAAAUGUCAUUUCCAUUUCUUGAAAUCACUGUAAUACUGCAUGCUCUAGGGGUAUCUGGUUGGUUCAGUCAGUAGAGUGUGCGACUCUUGAUAUUGGGGUUGUAAGUUUGAGCCCCACAUUGGAUGUAGAGAUUAUUUAAAAAUAAAAUCUUUUUUAAAAAA
This is a messenger RNA of Callorhinus ursinus (northern fur seal), 4658 nucleotides long. Lineage: Eukaryota; Metazoa; Chordata; Mammalia; Carnivora; Otariidae. The record is from RefSeq and is a predicted model, not a curated record.